Messenger RNA from Dimorphilus gyrociliatus, 2438 nucleotides. The record is from the annotation of a GenBank genome assembly. Lineage: Eukaryota; Metazoa; Annelida; Polychaeta; Dinophilidae.
AUACUUUAGUCGAACGUGAUUCGCACAUGUGCCAAGUUGGUGUUCAUAAAACCAUUCAAUUCAGUUGACUGCCAAUGACUAGUAUACUUUUCGAUCCGGAACAGAUUAUAUUGGAUGGAGAAUCUUCAGCCUAUUUUAACGGGUCUGUAAUCGAACAGUUUAAGGGAGAAUACAUACCAAGCUCUUCGGCGACUGGACAAGACUUAGCUAUAAAGAUGGGUUCGAAUGAGACAGCAACUUUUGAGUAUUUAUGGAAGAACAUGCGCGAAAUAGCGGGACAAAGCAACGGAGGUCUACUUCCCCAGCGAGACAAUAUUGACAGCGAAUUAUAUGUUAAUGAGACCGAAUCGGCUGCAACGGGGACAAACGACAUGGAGCGCUUCCAAAUAAAUAGUCAAGAUAGUAUGGCGGAAUUCGUAAGUAGUGUGGAAAAGGCGUAUAUAAUGUUUGCCUAACCUUAAACUUUUCGCGUAGUGCGAGCGAGAAAACGUGUGGCGUGUUUAAGUUUGGGAUUUUCGAGUGUUUGUGUUAUGCCCGUUAUUCAUUGUACGGCGUUUCGAUUGAUCUUUUCACCGAAAAUAUGUGCAAUAUUCGAUUUAGGAGCGGAACGCGUACUAGUAAUGGACAUUUAAUAGAAAUCACCACCCUAAGGGGAGGUUGGCAGCUUAGAGUGUCUUUAUGAAAAAAAAAUAUGCGUACACGCAUCGGCGUCCUAUGCAUAUUUAUUAUUGUUAUUUAAUUAUUAAGUAAAGAAAAAUAAGAAUUGAAUGAUAGUAAAAAAAAAAAGAAAACAGAGGCGACAUUUAUAUAGGAAGAAAAAUAUGCUAUCUGUAGGCAUUUACUGAAUAGCGGUUAGACGUAACCGUUUUGUAAAUAAUAGCACCUGCACUCUCGUUGUCCGGGCCCUCUCUUUUCACUACUCAACUAUUCUUCUUUUCCUUUACUAUUUCUUAUAAAAACAAAAAGGUAGAAAGGCUGAAUUGAAUUUGGAAAAAUAGUACUGUACGCAUGCGCCAUUUCAGUAUAGAUUAGCAUAAUCAAUGACUGAUCAAAGCUACCUGUUAGGACCUGUUGUUGUCGCAGCUCCAUAGUUGCGCAGCAUUGUCUUAUAGCUAUUAGACAUGGACGGGUUUGAUUACUAUAACCAAGAAGAGUCGCAUAUUUCCUGGCAACACGAUUCUUCCCAGUCGCGUCUCUCAUCGUCAUCUGGCCCAAGGACUUUUAUAUUCACCAAUCGUAAACUCAAUCCUAUAAUUCCGGCGACGGGACAAAAUCACGUCAUGAGCCCGGAUUCACAUUCUCAAACUACGGACAUAUCCAGUACCACUCCCUCGCCAUACCACAGCCAGACAAUGUCACCAAAUGUUCCGAUAUCGUCUCAAAUGCAUAGUUCGCCAACUGUACCGUCCAGCGCCUCCUAUUCUGGGGAUUAUGGAUUUGAGAUAAGCUUUCAGCAACAAUCAAAAGAAACUAAAUCCACCACUUGGACGUAUUCGGAAAUGCUACGCAAGUUGUUCGUGAGGAUGGCGACAACUUGUCCUAUUCGAUUUAAAACGGCAAGAACACCUCCGCCCAAUACCGUCAUUCGUGCCAUGCCAAUCUAUAUGAAGCCGGAGCAUGUGAGAGAGGUCGUCAAGAGAUGUCCUAAUCACGCUACCACUAAGGAAUAUAAUGAAAAUCAUCCUGCACCGGAGCACCUUGUAAGGUGUGAACAUAAAUUGGCUAGAUACGAAGAACACGAUUAUACCGGAAGACAGAGUGUAGUACUUCCACACGAACAGCCUCAGCCAGGUGCCGAAUGGGUCACCAACUUAUUCCAAUUUAUGUGUUUUUCCUCGUGUGUGGGUGGUUUGAAUCGGCGACCAAUUCAAGUGAUCUUUACUCUGGAGGACACUCAGGGCAACGUUUUGGGAAGGCAAGCCGUUGAAGUUCGUAUCUGCGCUUGCCCGGGGCGUGACAGAAGGGCGGAUGAAAAGGCCACCGAACCAGUAACAGCUCAUAAAAGACCCCACACGCCGAGAAUGGGAAUGAAUACUGAAGUAUCGACUUCUUUUGGUACUAAAAGGAAGAGAAACUCGGACGACGAAGUGUUCACGUUAACUAUUAAAGGACGCGAAAAUUUUGAAAUGCUAUGUAGACUACGUGAUUCUUUAGAGUUGAGUUCGAUGAUACCGCAACAGCAAGUCGAUUCAUACAAACGUCAACAGAACGAUUAUAACAAACAACUAGAAGUUGUAGCCGUUGAAAAGACCAAAGUUCGCAAUGCAACAACGACAAGCAGAGGUCGGACGGUGAAAAAUGAAUAUCAAUUUUUUAAUGAGUAAGCACUGCCGUUUUUAUUAACAACGUCCAAUCGACACAUCUUUUUCUUUUACAAGAAGAUAUUAUCUAUACAAUCAUAUAUAUAUAUAUAUAUGUAUAUAUAUAUAUAUAUCUGU